Molecule: messenger RNA, 651 nt
Organism: Penicillium canariense
Lineage: Eukaryota; Fungi; Ascomycota; Eurotiomycetes; Eurotiales; Aspergillaceae
Product: Transcription factor of morphogenesis MCM1
Exons: 3
Coding region: 1-651 (216 amino acids)
Biological process (GO): positive regulation of transcription by RNA polymerase II
Molecular function (GO): DNA-binding transcription factor activity, RNA polymerase II-specific; protein dimerization activity; RNA polymerase II cis-regulatory region sequence-specific DNA binding
Source: RefSeq, a predicted model, not a curated record
AUGGCCGACAUGGCUGCCGUCGGCGACGAGAAACUCUCCCCCGGUCACGAUGACCUCCAACAGGCCGGCAACGGCGCUGACGCCCGCGGCACCAAGCGCAACCGCAUGAGUGCCGAGGACGACGAUGAUGAUGACGACAAGCCUGGCCGUGAGCGCCGCAAGAUUGAGAUCAAGUUCAUCCAGGAUAAGUCGCGUCGCCACAUUACUUUCUCCAAGCGGAAGGCCGGUAUCAUGAAGAAGGCUUACGAGCUGUCCGUCCUCACUGGCACCCAGGUGCUCCUGCUCGUCGUCUCUGAGACGGGUCUCGUCUAUACCUUCACCACCCCCAAGCUGCAGCCGCUAGUAACCAAGGCCGAGGGUAAGAACCUCAUUCAGGCCUGCUUGAACGCGCCCGACCCCACCACCAACGAAAAUGGUGUCGAUGCUCCCGAUGUCCCAGCCGAGGCUCCCGAGGAUGUCGGCCACAACAACGUUAACGCGCCGCAGGCCAACAUGCCCCGUCCGGGAAUGCACCCCGGCUACAUGACCAACGAGCAGCAGCAGCAGAUGGCCUACUAUCAGAACCUCCAGCAGCAGCAGCAGGCAGGUGGCCAGUAUCCCGGCAUGCCGGUCGGCAACCGCAUGCCCCCGCAGCACCAACCCACGGCGUAA